Molecule: messenger RNA, 2581 nt
Organism: Wasmannia auropunctata (little fire ant)
Lineage: Eukaryota; Metazoa; Arthropoda; Insecta; Hymenoptera; Formicidae
Product: protein cortex
Exons: 9
Coding region: 482-2122 (546 amino acids)
Biological process (GO): positive regulation of ubiquitin protein ligase activity; positive regulation of anaphase-promoting complex-dependent catabolic process; anaphase-promoting complex-dependent catabolic process
Cellular component (GO): anaphase-promoting complex
Molecular function (GO): anaphase-promoting complex binding; ubiquitin ligase activator activity; protein binding
Source: RefSeq, a predicted model, not a curated record
CAUAGAAAAAAAAAUCAGUUGUCUUUUACGUAAAACUUUAUUUCCGCGCAGCUUUAGAUGUGUUUAUAUUAGAGAUCUAUAACAAUUCUUAACGUAACUAAAAUUUGUAAUUAAUUAUAAAAAGUGGAAUUUUACACAAUUUUUUAAAUUAAGUUAAUAGUUCAAACAAAUUACUAGAUGCAAGAUUAUUGAUAUUUGAGCGUAUUUAAUAGAUAUUUUGGAACAGACGUAUGUUAUUGUCGAGUUCAGUUGACAUAGCUAGUAUCCGACUUCAGUAUAACGAGUUAUAUCUACAUGGUAUACUAUUACGGUAUAUAAUACAUAAAAUUCGCAUUUGAACAUUCGGUCAGACAUUUUUACUUUCAAUUUUUUUCACUUUUGAAUUUUUAACUGGGUUCGAGUUAAAUAGACAUCGCUAUUAUGAAAUUACUGGCCGCAUCAUAAACUCGGUACAUGUGCAUUACAGGAAUCACGUUGAAAGAUGAAUAGGUUCCUGCUGGAUUUGCAGAAUAUUGAUUGGCAGAAUCAAGGGAUUGCCAACGACACCCCUCUGCGCGGUGAUUAUCCGAGGCUACGCAGGACUACCGAGCUGCUGGACGGUACGAAAUCGAUUAUUCCACGGAAAUGGCUUCUGUCGUCUACCCCGCAAAAGGCCAUCGACGAGGAACCCGAGCAAUCCGACGCGCAGAAAUUUCGACAUCCAAAUUGUAUAAAAAUCAAAACAUUUCCGUUAAUAUCAAAGCAGAUCUAUUCGGGGGACAGAUUCUUACCGUGCCGACGCGGUUACAGUUUCGAGAUGGCUCAUUAUCUAUUAAGAAAGAACGAUAAGGUGGAGAAUACGCACAUAAUAGAUGUUUGUAAAGAGGUUGAUUCGUUGGAUGUUACCUAUCGACGUAAGGCUUUGCGUGCGAUGAUAAUAGAGCGGGUUUUAAUGCCAGAAUUAGAUCAGGACAAGAUUUUACGCUUUAGCGGCUCGAUGGUGCGGCCUCGGAACCCGCCGCGUCCGGAAUACGAAGAGAAAAAGGGAAGCUGGAAAUGCGCGCCGCGUAAGAGGAGCCUGAUAGGAAGCGCCGACAAGAUGUUGUCUAUACCCGAUCGCUUCCCUGAUUCGCUGAGUAAUAACAGCAAGGCGGUCGAUUGGAGCUGCAACGACAUGAUCGCCGUGACUGAUUACGAUCGCCUGAAUAUAUACGACAACAACAGCGAAAAGGUGUCAUCGUACAGAGCCAACACGGAUACCGAUUCCGUUGAAAUCACCGACAUUAAAUGGGGCGAUGACGGUAAUAAAUUGAUAAUGUCCGUCUACAUUCCUAUUGCACACAUAUCGACGCUCACGAUGUACGAUUUGAAGAAGGAGAAGAUCUUGUGGGAGGUCACUUGUGAAUGUUGGUCUUUGUUCGCUGAAGCAGGCUGCGUUAUGCGCUGCAUCUGCUGGUCAGCUCGCGAUCGUCAGAUCGUCACCGGAUGCAACAGCAAAAUAUCAAUGUUCGACUCUGGCACGGGCAAGUUUCUGUACUCCAAGCACCAGCAUGAUUCUGACAUCCUGACCCUCAGUUUCUCGCCGAAUUUCAAGCAUCUUGUAUCGACCGCGCAGGACAGACUCGUCCGAGUGUUCGCCUGGCCAGAAUUAACGCCCUGUUUCAAUAUCAGAUUCUACAAACCUAUAAAGGCGGUCGCCUGGCAUCCGCAAGUGCCCGACUUGCUUUGCCUAGGCGGGAGAAAGAACGGAUCGUUGUCACUAUGGAACGUCAACAAAUGCGCGAUGAUGGCCCACGUGCGCCCCAAGUUCAAUGGUUGCGUGGAAAAUCUCGCUUGGAAUAAGUUAAGCGGCGAGUUGAUCGUACAUUGGACUUACAAGGAGGGGGACAACAAAUAUACCAUCGUCGCGGUGCUCGCCAGUUUCAAUCGGAUCGUCGACGUGCUGCCACUGGAUAAAGAAACGCAGCUCUCCUUCUUGAAGUUCAACGCCACGCAUGAACGACUGAUAACGUUUUGCAGCAACAACGUCUGCUCGAUAUGGAAUUUUUUUGGCAACGAGAAAUCAUUUCAAGGACAAUGUACGCGUCACUGCAGUUCUUCACAGAGGAGACAAGGAGUCAUGGUCCACAAUCCGAUUAGAUAAUUUAUUUAUUCCAAACACUUUGGAUGAUCUAUAAUUCAUGAUAUAUAUCAUGAAUAAUGGAACAUCUGUUAUAUCAUAACAUCGUGAUUUUGUAUCUGCGAAUGUCAUCGUCGUCAUCGGUUUCUUCGUCAGUAAGCCUAAUCGAUGCUUAGUCAAACCCUUUUGAAGAGUCGUCUUCUAUAAUGACGCCAUCGUCUUCAAAACAUUCAAAGAUAAUAUCUGCUUCCAUCUGUUAUCCACGUAUAUGUCAACCUCGCAGUUAUGUCUUGCUAGUACGUCUCGUAUUCGAAUACCGUGUGAUAUCGCGUGUGAGUCAUCGUCGAAUCAAUCGAUGAAUUUCCUGGUGAAAUAAGCUUUUCGUUUAAAUUCGAAGUACUAGCGAAAUUUUGUCACAUUGAUAUAGUUUCGUGGCAUCGUUUAUGUACAAAUUUUAUGAAAUUAAAAAAAAAAUGUUUCUUA